GGAGUGGAAAACAUUAGACACGGUAUAUAUCAGAAUUUAAAAAAUGUUUUGGUCAAAAUUCUGAAAGUGUCUUCCGAGGAAUAUGAUGAUAUAAUGCAUACAUCGGUGAAAGAAAUGAGAGAACUUAAUAGCUAUCACUUUGGA
Molecule: messenger RNA, 144 nt
Organism: Acaulospora morrowiae
Lineage: Eukaryota; Fungi; Glomeromycota; Glomeromycetes; Diversisporales; Acaulosporaceae
Source: the annotation of a GenBank genome assembly